Molecule: messenger RNA, 2681 nt
Organism: Elgaria multicarinata webbii
Lineage: Eukaryota; Metazoa; Chordata; Lepidosauria; Squamata; Anguidae
Gene: NFE2L2
Product: NFE2 like bZIP transcription factor 2
Exons: 5
Coding region: 211-1980 (589 amino acids)
Biological process (GO): cellular response to oxidative stress; regulation of transcription by RNA polymerase II
Cellular component (GO): nucleus
Molecular function (GO): DNA-binding transcription factor activity, RNA polymerase II-specific; RNA polymerase II cis-regulatory region sequence-specific DNA binding
Source: RefSeq, a predicted model, not a curated record
GGGUACGACGUAGAGCGAGCAGAGGGGGCCGGGGACAGCGGCUAGGCGAAGCCAACCAAGGUGGGCGGCGGCGGCGGCAGCGGAGAACCCAGCGCUUCCAUUGCAGCGCCCCAGCGGAGUCCCUCUGCCAGGCGAGCGGCGAGCGCUGUCCCCAGGAGAGUUCGCGUCGAAGCCGCUGCUGCCGUCGUCGUCGUUGCUCCGCUCGUCACCAUGGAGGUCGAAAUGCCACAGGAUAUGAACCUGAUUGACAUUCUCUGGAGACAAGAUAUUGAUCUUGGCGCAAGCCGUGAAGUUUUUGAUUUUUGCCAAAGAAAGAAGGACUACGAGCUUGAGAAACAGAAAAAGCUUGAAAGAGAGAAGCAAGAGCAACUUCAGAAAGAACAAGAAAAGGCCUUCCUAGCUCAGUUGCAACUGGAUGAGGAAACAGGUGAAUUUGUUCCUAUCCAGCCUGCUCAAGGAAUUGAAUCAGGAAACACUGGCAUCUCCAAUAAUUAUUCACAGAGCGCACAUAUUCACAAACAAGAUGCGGAUGACCUGUUUGAGGACUGUAUGCAGAUUUUGGCAGAAACUUUCUCGUUUGUAGAGGACACCAAGGCUUCCUCCGCUGAACUUCAGCAAGUAGCACCUUCGGAAAGCAACCAGGUCUUUGUUGAUUCUAAUCAGAUGCAGCCUCUCGCCUCCUCGUGUGUCCUUCAGCCUACCAUUCCAGAGUUAAUAGCUGCUGAUAUUGAGAGCACACAAGACAUAGAACAAGUGUGGGAAGAACUGUUGUCUAUUCCAGAGCUACAGUGUCUUAACAUUCAAAAUGACAACUUGGCUGAAGUGACACCAAACACAUGCUCAGCAAACACAGCAUCAGAACCAAUUAAUUUUACCUUCUACAAUUCUUUAACCACAAUGGAGAAAGAAGUCGCUAACUGCAGUCCAGAGUUCCUGAACCCUUUGGAGGCUUCCAGUAUUUUAUUGCCAGAAGAUCCUACCCAAAAUAACACAUCGCCCACAAGCACUGAUUUUUGUGAGGAAUUCUACUCUGCCUUUAUUGAUGUGAAGAUGAACAGCAAUGUAUGUACUCCACCACCGAAUUUUAUGGAUCAGGCACUUGGUGGCUUUUUAAAUGACCCGAUUGAUCUUUCAGAGUUUGCUCAGUGCAAAGCCUUUAACUGUGACCUUGCAGGAAAUGCCCCAGGAUGCAAUGAUUCUGACUCUGGCAUUUCACUGAACCCAAGUCCUAGUACAUCUCCAGCUCAUUCUGUUGAGUCAUCAUCUAUCUAUAGGGAUACAAGCGUUGGAUACAGUGAUUCUGAAAUGGAAGAAAUAGAUAGUGCCCCUGGAAGUGUGCAACAGAGCAAUGGUCAAAUGCAUUCAUUUCAGUUGCAUGAUCCACUCUCUCCAGCCCUAGGUCAAAGUACCCCAACAUCUGCUCCACAGCUAGCAAGUACACCCAAGAAAGAACUGCCUGCUAACCCGGGCCAUACCGAAGCUCCGUUUAUGAAAGACAAAUCCUACAGCCAACUUGACUCUCAUCACACCAGAGAUGAGCUUAGAGCAAAAGCUCUGUGUAUCCCUUUCCCUGUCGAAAAGAUAAUUAACCUCCCUGUGGACGACUUCAAUGAAAUGAUGUCUAAGGAGCAGUUCAGUGAGGCCCAGCUUGCUCUUAUUCGUGACAUACGAAGACGAGGCAAGAACAAAGUGGCUGCUCAAAACUGUCGUAAACGGAAACUGGAAAACAUAACGGAGUUGGAGCAUGACUUGGGCUAUCUUAAAGACGAGAGAGAGAAGCUCCUUAAAGAGAAAGAAGAGAAUGACAAAAGCCUGCGUCUGCUGAAAAAGCAGUUGAGCACCCUCUACCUUGAGGUCUUCAGCAUGCUCCGGGAUGAAGAAGGCAAGCCUUAUUCAUUCAAUGAUUACUCACUGCAGCAAACAAGAGAUGGCGGCAUCUUUCUUGUUCCCAAGAGCAAGAAGCCAGGAACUAAGUUCUGAAGAUAAAGGGAGACAAAUGUUUUCGGAACUAAUAUUUUUACUUUGGUAUUUUUUUUUACUAGUAGGGCUUCCUGUGAAGCAGAAUUUGUUCAAUUUCUAAGUGACUUCACAAAACUUUCUCUCUUGAAUUAUGUAAGAAUGCACUUAAAAUCAUUAGUGUUAAAGUAAAUGUAUGCACAGUGGGUAAUACUUCUAUGAGACACUAGUUCCUUUUUAUGUAGCAGCAACUUCACUAUAGUUUCUGUCCUAGUGUAAAUAUUUCAAGAGUUCUUAUUUAUAUUCUGUUCCUAUAGUUUGUUUUACUCAAAUGUGUAUCAAGCUUGAUUUAAGAGUGGUAAUCCUAUUUACUUACAAGACCAAUCUUUCUUUUUCAGGUACAUUUUAUAAAUAGAAUGUUUGCAGUUUCUUACAAUUUUUUUAUAUGCUCUACUUUAUUGUAAGAGCUUGAAUGAAUGUAGUGUAAACACACAUAAUAAAGUAUCAUCGUUAUGGUGCAAUCCAGUCAAAGUCAAGCACUUUGAAGGCUUGUAACUUUAAACACAUGCUUAAUCCUUUCAUUGAAAUAAGUGUGGCUUCAAAGUAUUUAAACUCUGGCUGGAUUGUGUUGAAGGUAAAACUUUGUUUUGCAUACAGAUGUAUGCUCUACAUAAUGCUAAUCUUUAGAUUUUGUACUUUUAAAAUAAAGUAUGUAUACUCUUUUA